AUGGGGAUUAAUAUAAAAGAAACUGAUGUUUUUAUUGUAAGUACAAGUAGAACACCGCUUGGUAGUUUUCAAGGUACUUUAUCAAAAUUAACUGCAGUUGAUUUAGGAGUUCAUGCAAUAAAAUCCGUUGUUGAAAGAUCAUGUAUAAGUGCAAAAGAAAUAGAAGAAGUCAUAAUGGGAAAUGUGAUUUCUGCAAAUCUUGGGCAAAAUCCAGCACGACAGUGUGCAAUUAGAGCAAAUCUUCCUUUAGAAACUGUUUGUACGACAGUUAAUAAAGUAUGUGCGUCUGGGAUGAAGGCCGUUAUUCUUGGAGCUCAGUCUAUUUUUCUUAAAACAGCAGAUGUUGUUGUGUCGGGAGGCAUGGAAUCUAUGUCCAAUGUCCCUUUUUAUAAUUCAAAUAUGAGAUCAGGCUGUAAAUAUGGUAAUACACAGCUUAUCGAUGGCCUUGUUCGAGAUGGUCUUUCAGAUGCGUAUAGUAACGAGUCUAUGGGAAUAGCUGCAGAAUACUGUGCAUCUGAAUAUAGUAUAAGCAGAGAAGAACAGGAUAACUAUGCCAUUUCUAGCUAUAAAAGAGCACAAAAAGCAGUUGAAUUAAAUCUUUUUAAAGAAAUUUCUGCAAUUCAAAUCCCCACAGGGAAUAAAUCAACUAUAUUGAUUGAAAAAGAUGAGGGGAUAUCAAAAUUAAAUGAAGACAAACUCAAAAUUAUUAGACCUGCUUUUAAAUCUGACGGAACGGUUACUGCUGCAAAUGCAUCUUCUAUAAGUGAUGGGGCAGCUGCAUUAUUAUUAGUAUCAGGAAAAAAACUUAAAGAGUUAGGAUUAUAUUCUUCAACAAAGAUUCUUGGAUGGGGAGAGGCUUCUCAGGACCCUAAAAAAUUUACUACAUCGCCUCAUUUAGCUAUUUGUAAAGCUUUGAAAUCAUGUGGACUCUCACAUUCUGAUGUUGAUUAUUAUGAAAUUAAUGAAGCAUUCAGUGUUGUAGCAAUUGCAAAUUCAAAACUUCUUGGUUUAAAUCCUGACAAAGUAAAUGUUUUUGGAGGAUCUGUAUCUAUGGGACAUCCUUUAGGUUGCUCAGGUGCACGUAUUAUUACAACACUUAUAUCUGUUCUUCAACAUCAUAAAGCUAAAAUAGGUGUUGCAGCAAUUUGUAAUGGAGGUGGAGGAGCAUCAGCAGUUGUUAUAGAACGAAUUGAUUAA
Molecule: messenger RNA, 1197 nt
Organism: Pneumocystis jirovecii RU7
Lineage: Eukaryota; Fungi; Ascomycota; Pneumocystomycetes; Pneumocystales; Pneumocystaceae
Product: acetyl-CoA C-acetyltransferase
Exons: 6
Coding region: 1-1197 (398 amino acids)
Biological process (GO): fatty acid beta-oxidation
Molecular function (GO): acetyl-CoA C-acetyltransferase activity
Source: RefSeq, a predicted model, not a curated record